Messenger RNA from Drosophila albomicans, 904 nucleotides. RefSeq lists its product as uncharacterized. Lineage: Eukaryota; Metazoa; Arthropoda; Insecta; Diptera; Drosophilidae. Bases 321 to 605 code for a protein of 94 amino acids. The record is from RefSeq and is a predicted model, not a curated record. The transcript has 3 exons.
GCUGUGGACGACAGUUGGCUCAAAGUCCGAAGACAUUUCGCUGGGCUCGUGGACAAAAUUCGUUAGCUGAGUGAGACACUCACUCAUAUGAUACGAGUGUGAUUCGUUAGCUACUCAUCGGCCAAAGUUUCUCGUGCCGAGUUGUGCUCCAAACAGCAACAACAAUAACACUUUGCAAAAACCGGCAUUGCGCAGUGCUAAAAAACAACACAUCAACACAACAAAAAAAACCAAAAACUCGCAACAAAAAUUUAGAGCUGAAGGCCUGUUAAUUGCUUAAGUAUUUGAAAACAGAUUGUUGUCAAUUCAAUAGUAGCGCAAUGACUGGAUCAGUUCACGAUCCGAAAUGGAGCUUGGAGAGGCGAGAAUCUUCUGGACAUUUGGUCUGGCGCAAGGAGUCGCCAUCGUCAAAGGUUCGUUUUCGAUUUGACGUUGAAGUGUUGGAAUUCGAAAAGCAUCCCAACGAAGAGCUUGAUCACACAGACGAUCACUUCUCGAUUACAAACCUAUCAACCACAGUUGCUCUCUGUGCCACAUGCGUAGCCGUUGUGGCAGCAUCCGUAUUCCUGCCCUGGUACCUUAUGGAGAAGGUCGGUUCGCUGUGAAAGCAAUAUCAUGCAGAUUGUGCAUAGUACAUAGUAGUAGAACUUACGUCAAUUGAAGGUAUUAAGUAGGCUUAUGUAUAUAGAGACAAGCAUGCGAUAGUUAUAUGUAAGUACUAAAUACGAUGUGUAAAUUUUAAUGUAAAUACGAGUAGUGCAUAUUAUAACAUAUACCAUAUUUUGUGAUAGACCUAUGUAAGUCUAAGGCUUUUUAAUGCAGAUGCAUACUGACUGUUUGUAAGCAAAUGAUUUAAUCGAUGAUCACAAAGAUAUUUAAGUGAAUAAACAGACAACUUGCCUAA